Molecule: messenger RNA, 293 nt
Organism: Ilex paraguariensis (yerba mate)
Lineage: Eukaryota; Viridiplantae; Streptophyta; Magnoliopsida; Aquifoliales; Aquifoliaceae
Source: the annotation of a GenBank genome assembly
AAAAGAAAGAGUCCGAGCUUGCUUACGCUGUCAAAGCUACUACUAAUGCAACUAUUAAGGAUUUCAAGGACUCUCUUGAUUUUAAAAAUGAGAAUCAUGAGUAUUAUGAAAGUGGUUUUAAGGACUUCAAGGCUCAAGUUGCUCGUGCAUUUUUAGAGCUUGAUUUCUCCAAAAUUCGAUCCGAGGAUAAUCCUUCCUCGCCCACUGAGAAAGAAGGAGAGAAGAAAGAGGAAGUCGGUAAUGAGGUCACUAGGGCUGUUAGGGUGGAUCUUAGAGACCAGGCCAAGUUCUAG